Messenger RNA from Mesorhabditis spiculigera, 1506 nucleotides. Lineage: Eukaryota; Metazoa; Nematoda; Chromadorea; Rhabditida; Rhabditidae. The record is from the annotation of a GenBank genome assembly.
AUGGGGCACCGGGCCAUUUUUGGUGCUGUUGUACACGUUGAUCUACAGUAUCCCAGUCUCCUCCUCCUCCUCCCGCGUCUCCCUCCAAUCCCCAAUCAACAGGCCCUCUACGAGAAGAAGCAAUUUGAUGAUCUUUCCGCCAAAUACCUGACUCCCGACGAUUUCGAGCUGGCCGCCAAACAACCCGUGGCCCGCCCUACCCCUGCCGAACUCGACGCCGUCCAGAAUUCGGCGCUUUUCGAGGGUGAUAUCCAGGGUAUCCCCCCAGAUGCCACCCCAUCCCUCAACCAUCGACUACGCGACGAGCCGAUCCCCGGCGAGUGGGACGAGCUGUUCAAGCGUCCGCUAAAUUCCGCGCUGAACCUCGCCACGUAUCCGGACAAGCUGUGGCCAGAGGGCGUCGUUCCCUACAUGCUCGAGGAGGGCAUGACCGCACAACAACGCGCCGCCAUCGCGCAGGCGUUCGACGAGUACAAGCAGAAGACGUGCAUCCGCUUUGUCCCGCGCGGCGACGACGACUUUGACUACAUCUACGUGAAGAGGAACGUCGCCUUCGGAUGCUCAUCGUACGUCGGCCGUGCUGGCGGGAAUCAGACCGUAUCUCUCGAGGUCGACAAAUGCUUCAGCAAGGGCAUCAUCGCACACGAGCUGAUGCACGCGAUCGGCUUCUUCCACGAACAUUCACGCACCGAUCGCGACAAUUACGUCGACAUUGUCGAGGAACACAUUAGGCCCGGGAUGAUGCGCAACUUUGAGAAGUACCCCCAGAAGAUUAUCGACCCGCUCGGCAUGCCGUACGACUACGACUCGGUGAUGCACUACCAUAAGCUGGCCUUUUCGAAGAAUGGCAAGUCGACGAUCGUGCCGAAGGAGGGUGGGGCGGAGAUUGGGCAGAGAUAUAAGCUCAGUCUUAUCGAUGCGCAGAAGGUGAACAAACUGUACAAAUGCGGGGAUUAUGCGUCGACGACCACGACCACCACGACGACACAGCCCACCUUGACGACGACGACGACCGGCAACAAGGUGAUCGAGGAUCGAACCCCGUCCACGACCACGCAAAAGCCCCGCCCCAAAUCUACAACUGGCGCCCCAGGAGCACGCAAAGGAAAAUGCGAGGAUCUGAAUGCCCACUGUACAAUGUGGGAACAGCUUGGCCAUUGUGAACACUCGCUGAAAUACAUGUCGCACUACUGUAGAAAGGCAUGCGGAUUCUGCGAUGAUGAGGAUCAGAUUGAGGAAGAGCUGCGAAAGGAGAAGGAGGAACGAGAGAGGGAGAGAGUCGAGGAGAGGAGAGAGAAAGAGAGACGCGAGAAGGAGGAAAGGGGGAGAUGGUCAACAACAAGGAGGCCAGAGCCCAAGGAGAAGGAGAAGGAAAAGCCACGUGGAAAGAAGGGCGAGGUGUGCGAGGACAAGAACCUCUUCUGCUCCUACUGGGCCAAGAUUGGAGAGUGCAAUAGCGAGAGCAAAUUUAUGAAGGUUUUCUGCAAGGCGAGCUGCGGCAAAUGC